Messenger RNA from Humulus lupulus (European hop), 1586 nucleotides. Its product is annotated as probable E3 ubiquitin-protein ligase LUL4. The transcript has 4 exons. The record is from RefSeq and is a predicted model, not a curated record. NCBI's taxonomy places the organism in Eukaryota, Viridiplantae, Streptophyta, Magnoliopsida, Rosales, Cannabaceae. Gene Ontology annotation, molecular function: ubiquitin protein ligase activity. The coding region runs from base 33 to 1277 and encodes 414 amino acids. Gene Ontology annotation, biological process: protein ubiquitination.
CCACUACCAGGGCUUCUUCUUCUUCUUCUGACAUGGGUGUCUCUUUUAGCAGAGAUGGAAGAAGAAGAAGAAUAACGAGAAUGAGAAGAUGGAGCUUCAACCGUAACCACCACCAACACAACCACAACCAUGGUGAUCACGAUCAAGAUCAAGAUCAAGAUCAAGGUCAAGGUCAAAGCCUUUCUCUUCCCCAGCCAUCUUCUCCUUCCACUUCCAUUAUCGACCCUUCACCUAGUCCAGUCACCUCUUCUUCAUCUCCUUCGGCCACUUCUCCUCCUCCUCCCAACUCUUCCACCCAUCAUCAAACGACAACGAUUUCGACUAAUACGACAACCCCUGCAACUGCCCAGGUUGAUUUUUCAUUCCCUUCCUUAAAUUUGCAGUCUUCUUCUUCUCCUUCUCCUACUCUGCCUCCGCCAUCGCCAUCGAGUUUUGUUUUUGGUGCUCCUCAUCCGAACCACCACAUCCCUAACCCAUUUCCUUCCAAUAACGCUCAACCCAGGAUCAAUGCCGUGCUGCCGCCUCCUUUUGCCAGUGCUAAGAGGAUAAAGAACAAUGUGAAUGUGCACAAGGGUACCAUCAAGCUUAAUACGGAUGCCCAUCAUUCUCACUCAUUCUUGCUCUCUUUCACUUUUGAUGCUCUCGUUGAUGGCAGUAUCACCAUAUUUUACUUUGCCAAGGAAGAAUUGGAUUGCACAUUUACUCCAUUAUACCCUCAAUAUUAUAUGCCAAUGACAAUCCCCUUCCAGAAAGGUCUAGGUCAGAAAUUUUUUCAGCCUUCUGGAACUGGUAUUGAGAUGGCUUUCAUUGAGUACGUUUUGUUUGAAAUGGGCGAGCUUGCAAAUUCAUCUUCGGCCGAAGACAUUCUCCCGCUUGUUAUUUAUGUGGAGGCAGGCUUGCCACCUCUCUUGACAAAUUUAGAGUCCAUUCAGCCUCUUCCAGCUACACCCCCCCAUUCACAGAUUACUCAAGCUGUAAUUGAGCAUAAUGGAGAGGGUCAGUUUCUAGUAAAAGUAAUCAAUCAGAUCCUGUGGAUUAAUGGAGUUCGUUAUGAGCUACACGAACUUUAUGGAUUUGGAAAUUCAGAUGAUUCAGGUGAGCCAGGGAAAGAAUGUAUCAUAUGCAUGACUCAGCCAAAGGAUGUAGCUGUAUUGCCCUGUCGGCAUAUGUGCAUGUGUAGUGAAUGUGCGCAAGCAUUGACGGUUCGAUCAAAAAAAUGCCCUAUCUGUCGUCAACUCAUAAAAGAACUUAUACAGAUCAAGAUUGAUAAAGCAUGAUGUGAGCAAGAGAUUUCCUAACUAUGCAAAGAAUCAUGGAUGGACAUUAUUCACACAAUUUUGAAGCAGACAUGCAAGUUUUGAAGCACCAUAGCAUUAGCCUAUAGUUACUUGUGACACAGGAAAAAAAAUGUACAUUUCUUUAGUGAAAAUCAGAUAUAGAUGCAAUACAAUUUAUGAAUAUAGAAAUCUUUUUCUUUUACUCUUAUAGUCUGUGUAUAGUCUUACAAGAAUGGUUGAAAUCCUUACCGUGAGAUAUUUUGAGAUGUUGGAUUGUUUGAGAAGACACUUUGAACACUUUUUCUUUUU